CGAAUUUCGUAUAGAAAGAAAAGGAACCACUUCUAUUCUCUUUUCUUAAGUAUAAGAGGGAUAAGUACUUAUUCCUGGCCGGCGGUAUCAUUGCUGCUCCCCGCCUAAUGCGGAUCAUUGUGCAAUGCUUAUGUGAAAUCUCAAUCCAAAACUUAUUCGUUUCGUUGGAAAAACCAACGCCGAUCUAAAACUAAGUCUUCCUUUCAAAAGUGAGCGAGCAGAGCUGAAAAAGAUGGAGUUACCUGGAGAUGAGAUUUCUUUCUACGGAUAUGAAGGAUAGAAAUGUGCUAUUUGCUGCUAUUACAACGAAUCAACCAAUUCGUAGUAAGUGUUCCCGUCUUCCCGAUCUACAUGAUUUUUUCCCAACCAACAUCUCUCAGAACUUUGCUAUAACGCCAAACUUGGAUAUAACGCCAACGCCUGAGCGAAUUGCCGGCGUCACAAUAGUUUUACAAAUAGAAGAGUAUUUGGUCCAAAAUGAGUCCGAACAGGGAGCAGUCAAUUUAGCUAGAACAAUAUUGGGAGCCCGCCACCGAAAUGGCGAAACUUGGCAGGGCAUAUUAGAGGAUAUUCGGGCGGGUGGUGGUAUGGAUAAUUUUAUCCAGAAUCUGCCUGGUGCCUACCCGGAAACCCCAUUGGAUCAAUUUGCCAUUAUCCCAAUAAUUGAUCUUCAUGUGGGCAACUUUUAUUUAUCAUUUACAAAUGAAGUCUUGUAUAUGCUGCUCACUGUCGUUUUGGUCGUUUUUCUUUUUUUUGUUGUUACGAAAAAGGGAGGUGGAAAGUCAGUGCCAAAUGCAUGGCAAUCCUUGGUCGAGCUUAUUUAUGAUUUCGUGCUGAACCUGGUAAAAGAACAAAUAGGUGGUCUUUCCGGAAAUGUGAAACAAAAGUUUUUCCCUCGCGUCUCGGUCACUUUUACUUUUUCGUUAUUUCGUAAUCCCCAGGGUAUGAUACCCUUUAGCUUCACAGUGACAAGUCAUUUUCUCAUUACUUUGGCUCUUUCAUUUUCCAUUUUUAUAGGCAUUACGAUCGUUGGAUUUCAAAGACAUGGGCUUCAUUUUUUUAGCUUCUUAUUACCUGCGGGAGUCCCACUGCCGUUAGCACCUUUCUUAGUACUCCUUGAGCUAAUCUCUUAUUGUUUUCGUGCAUUAAGCUUAGGAAUACGUUUAUUUGCUAAUAUGAUGGCCGGUCAUAGUUUAGUAAAGAUUUUAAGUGGGUUUGCUUGGACUAUGCUAUUUCUGAAUAAUAUUUUCUAUUUCAUAGGAGAUCUUGGUCCCCUAUUUAUAGUUCUAGCAUUAACCGGUCUGGAAUUAGGUGUAGCUAUAUCACAAGAUCAUGUUUCUACGAUCUCAAUUUGUAUUUACUUGAAUGAUGCUACAAAUCUCCAUCAAAAUGAGUCAUUUAAUAAUUGAAUAAAAACGAGGAGCCGAAGAUUCUAGGGGGCUACAGCUGCGCUUUUGCAGCACUGAACAUGGUUCCGGGUACUCAAGAUAUUGCGUUUGUGUUUGGAGAGGUGUAGAUUGUAGAUUCCAGCCGAGAAGACCAGGAAAAGAUAAGGAUAAAGAAUGUCAUAUAUCUCAGGAGCUAGAUCACUUCCCGAUGAACAAGUAAGAAUUGCCUCAACAAAAAUGGAUGGAAUUGGACCGAAAAAAGCCAUUCAGCUUCGUUAUCGAUUAGGUAUCAGUGGGAACAUCAAGAUGAAUGAGUUAACUAAGUAUCAGAUCGACCAAAUUGAACAAAUGAUAGCUCAAGAUCAUGUUGUUCAUUGGGAAUUGAAGAGGGGAGAACGAGCAGACAUCGAAUGAUUAAUUUCUAUUUCUCGUUAUCGUGGAAUUCGUCAUCAAGAUGGAUCGCCCUUACGCGGUCAACGAACUCAUACUAAUGCAAGGACUGCUCGCAAGCAAAUUCGGAAAUGAAAGAAGGCUACCGAAAGAACAAGCAACGGAUUUCGCGCUCAUCCCUUGCUAAAGCGCAUACGUUUUCUUGCUCCUUGGUACUUGUCUGAUCAAUCACACUGUUCAUUAGUUCACUUGAUUUUUCGUUCGAUGUCUUGAACCGCUUACUAAUCAUGUAUACAUAUAGUAGGCCCCCUUCGCCACUCCACGUCUGGCCCGUCUUGGUCUCGCUCACUUCGCCCGCCUAUCGUAUCGGCUCGGCUUCGUCCAUCAAGCGACAGCUUCUGCCUCUGACGGCUUCACUAUCGCUCAUGACUGGUAGUACUCUAUGUAGUAGUCGGCCUUUGUUAAGCUUCGCCAGAAGCGACUAGUCGCUUCCCGAAUGCCUCUUUCUUGUACUAAUUAAUGUGUAUGGUCUAGUCUUUCCAAUGCCUCCUUCCUUGCCGCCAACGCACGCUAGAUGGAGAGUAAGCAAGCUACCUUGCUUGCAUUGCAUUCGUUAAACGGUAGCUUCCGCGCCCUUCCUGCCUGCUUCAAUUGAUGUGACUGAUCGUGUCUUCGACAUCAAUUUCAGUCUGAUUAGAUAUGUCAUUGAAACAAAUCUGUUUUGUCUCUGUUUUCUUUUCGGAUGAUGAGGAUGAGCCAGCCGAUCCUAACAUAAUUUUGGAGGAGCCGGACGACGAAGCCUCAAAAUCAGAUAAAGAUGUCUCCGACGCGACCGAACUUCCACUAGAUUUUUAUAGGGGUCAGGAGGGAAAAGAUAUGCUGUUUUCUAUCAGUCCCAAGCGGAUACUCCCCAGCUUCCAUGGUCCGCUUACCGAGGAAGAGAUGCGGGAGGACCCAGGGCCAGAGCAAGUUGGGUUGGGGUAUAGAGCCGUAAGCGCGGUGGGGGUGACAGAGGAUGUGCUCGUACGGUUCAUAGUUGGGUAUGAUAUUCUCGUGGAUUGUUGGGAACGUCCUCUAUAUUCGAAAUAUGCCUUUCUAGGAGCAUUACGAUCUGCAGCUCAAAUGGUCCCUUAUGAAGUCUCUAUUGGUCUUAUUCUUAUUGUGCGCCUUGUGAGCACGUUUGGAUCCGCGAAGGCAAUCGCUCGGAUCUUCCCCUAACCCAACCCGGGAACGGACCGGAGGGAACCGCAGCAUGAGGAAUGUCCGCGUCUCGUCGCAAGUCUCAUUUUGAGUUUUGGGUCAUAGGGCGGGCAGUGCAGUCCGGGGCACAAGGGUCCUGGUACUACCCAGGUGCGAAGAACCCCGGAGGCGACUGCAAUGAGCAAAAAUGUCACUCACCGGCCUAAACGACGACCAAACACUCGAACGUGAGAGCAAGGGAUCACCCAACGAAUGGACGAGCUCCAAGGAGGGAGGAGAGAGGGAGGCAAGAACCAUGCUUUCAGAGAAGUGGCAGUCCGAAUCCACUCUGACAAAAUAAAAUAACAGACUAAGCCGUGCCGUAAGGGGGGCAUUCUCCACACGGGACGGGGCCAAGGCCUUCAUGUAUGGGUGACAGAUCGGCCAUAGGAGUACUCCGGGAUAUACACCAGGGCAACUAAUGUCGAGCAUACGAUGAUGCCGCCCGUUUUCAUUUCGUGAAAGUCCCCGGCAGAGGAAAGGGCUGUAGGUGAUGGCGCGUUCUGCUUCUUAGGGCGAUGAAAUCGUUCCUAUGGGAUCGUGCGUGGCAGCUGGUAUAGAUGAUGAUGAAAGGCGGGCCGCUUGAACCGGGACCUAUUCUCAUAAUAGGCAGCAAGCAAAGCUAAAUAGGAAAGGGGGCGACUGAUGACUGCCUUUUUCGUCAGAAAUCAAAAAGGGUGGAAUGUGGAGCUAAUAUGGCUGGCUACAAGUAUAGCCAAAGAAAGAUGAGACGAGACGGACUGUCAGAGGACGCAGCGGGACUACCAGGGGAAAGCCCGCCCCCGCUAGCUAACAUAGAUAUCUAUUCUCGGUGCGCAUAUUCGAGAUUUAGAAUCUCUUUCCGACCAGGCCAGGCCGAAUCGGGCCACCACUUGGGAUGGGAAUGGCUCAGCCCACAUGCACCAUUUGAUGAAAGCACUCCAGUCCAGUCGCCUCCGAUCAGUGGCUUGUCAACCACCAGACCGUAGCUCCUCACCAAAUGCCCCUGCGUUGGGGCAACACAGCACAUGACUAGUUCGCUCAAGGACCACACCCUCUCGAGAGCAGGAUGCAGGCCGAGAUGGAGCGCCAACCUAGACUUUCCUUGGGCUUGCCUUGCCCCAACAUCUAAAUAAAGGGCGGGCGCCGAAAAGGAAGCAGUGACACCUUUUCGACGAAAGCUUAGCUUGGUAGGCGCAGCUUACUCACCCUACUCCCUUAGACAAUGCAAUGCUCUGAACACGAAAGUUUGCAGUUCAGCCCUCUUCUCCCAUGCAGAGUCGCAGGCAGCGCCUCGGAUAAAAGCACGGACGAGCCACAUGCAGGGAAACUUGCACGUGUGGUUCUGGCCGGGGACCCCGGUAUACUGUACUAAUAUGUGUAGGUCCCUGUAAUUCGAGUGAGAUUGUCAUGGCACAAAAGCAGAUAUGGUCCGGUAUUCCCUUGUUCCCCGUAUUGGUUAUGUUCCUUAUUCCUCGUCUAGCAGAAACUAAUCGAGCUCCGUCUGAUCUCCCAGAAGCGGAAGCUGAAUUAGUUGUAGGCUAUAAUGUAGAAUAUGCGCGGGAUGCGAUCCUUAAUAGUUCACUGUUGGCGGAAGCCAAUGUCUCGGGGACUCAUUCUGACUUAAACAAGGGGUGGGUCUUUACCAACUUCCAAAUCCAAGAUUUAGG
Triticum aestivum (bread wheat) is the source of this 4666-nucleotide messenger RNA. Its product is annotated as ATP synthase subunit a. Gene Ontology annotation, biological process: proton motive force-driven ATP synthesis. Bases 249 to 1409 code for a protein of 386 amino acids. NCBI's taxonomy places the organism in Eukaryota, Viridiplantae, Streptophyta, Magnoliopsida, Poales, Poaceae. Gene Ontology annotation, cellular component: proton-transporting ATP synthase complex. Gene Ontology annotation, molecular function: proton-transporting ATP synthase activity, rotational mechanism. The record is from RefSeq and is a predicted model, not a curated record. The transcript has a single exon.